CCGGAUUUACAUUUACUAUAUUAAGUCUAGUCUAUGAGACCAGGCUGCACAUCGGGGUAUGGCUUUGCACACUUUUUCUGUCUGUGUAUUACAUUUACUUAGGAGCCAAUCACAACACUGCUUGAUGUUUGAGAUACGCCAUGCAGUCUGACUAAUCUAUUUUCAACUCUUGCAAGCGCAACUAAGGACCGACGACGCAAGGCGACAUAAGUGCAAUUGAUAAUUAUUCAAAACGAAUUAAAGUGGACUGGCCUCUGUGUCGCUUGACAGCUUCUGGAAACUUUGGAGGGACAUUUUUCUAAAUUGGUGGUGACACAAGAUCACGGAACGCUUGCACGGGUUUUUGAGUAUUAUUGACCACUGCAGGCUUAUCAAAAUAUACAUGUAAUUUAUUUUACUGCCACCCUCUCUUAAAAAAAACACGUGACAACUGCAAUCACUGCAUUCCUGCGAGUCCAGGUUUAGGAAUUGUCACACAUUUGCAAGUAUCGGCUACCUUGUUUCAGUCGAUCCUGGGACAAACUCAGUGUGGCUGGAUGUUGCAGGCGGCGGGUCAGUGAGCGCGAGGACCAAGUACCUCUAUGAAGUACCCAACUCCCGACCUCUCUUACCUGAUGCCGUGCAUGAUGAUUGUCCUUGGAAUACUUAUGAAUGUCCUCAGUCAUGGCAGCGUGCUGUCAGGCUCCAUAGACUGUCAGGAGGCUGAGCGAGGCUGUGUACAGGAUCAGGACUGUACGGCAGUGUACAGGGUGCUGGAGUACUGUGCUGCCGAGGAGGCCGUGUCGCCCCUGGGCCCAGACGCCCGGGGGGAGUGUCUGGAGGCCCAGAGCGCCCUGCAGCAGUACCGCCCCCUCCAGGCCUGCAAGUGCCAGCGCGGCUCCCGCCGGGAGGAGCUGUGCCUCAGGGUCUACUGGACCGUCAGAUUCGCUGUGUAUGAUGAGUACGAGGUGUCUCCGUAUGAGGAUCUGGAGGUGGAGUUUGUGAGGCACAUAGAGAUGUCACGCAUGGCCUCCAUCAUGGCAGCCUCCUCUCUUCCUCUGGAUGGGCAAAACCAGUGUCUGAAAGCAGCCCAGGACUGUGGUCUGUAUGAGAAGUGUGGUUCUCUGAGGUCGGAGUAUGUUGUGGCCUGCACCAAGCGGGCUCCGGGCUCCGACGGCAGCUGUAACAGACAGAAGUGCCACCGGGCGCUGCGGCGCUUCCUGGAGCGGGUACCAGAGGAGUACAGCUUUGCCCUGCUAUUCUGUCCCUGCUCUGAUGCCCUCUGUGGGGAGCGCCGGCGGAAGACCAUUGUACCGUCGUGUUCCUAUGAGGAGAGAGACAGCAAACCCAACUGCCUCAGCCUGCAGGGCUACUGUGCCAGGGAUGAGCUGUGUAGAUCUCGUCUGGCUGAUUUCCAGCACAACUGCCAGCCCUCGUCACAUUCUCCCUCUGGCUGCAUGAGAGAGAGUGGAGCCGUCUGCCUUAAGGCCUACGCCGGGCUCAUAGGCACCAUCAUGACCCCCAACUAUGCCAACAAUCUCAGUAUGGACGUGUCCCAGUGGUGCACCUGUGAGGGAAGUGGGAACCAAUGGCAGGACUGUCUGCGCAUCAUGAACAUGUUCCACAGAAACAUCUGUCUGCGUAAUGCUAUCAGUUAUUUGGGUGGCUCUUCCCCUCGCCCUGUGGAGAGCACGACCCUGCCCCCUCGUCACCACGCAUCAGCCACCCCCUCUCCACGCAUCUUUCAGGACAAGGACAAGAUCAAUGUCAACAUCAACAUUUUAUCAGAACGCAACAGUGUAGAGAACAGUGAGGAAGAGGAGGUAGAGGAGGAAAGCCAGGAAUUCAAUGUUAUCCCACUGUAUUCUGAGAAGGAGAAGUCUAGUGUGGGCUCCGGGACCCGAGGAGGCCGUAGAGGAGCGGCAAGCCACACAGCACCCAUGCUGCCCCUGCUGCUGCUGCCUGCUGCUAUGCUGGGCUGGUGGUGUCCGGUAUAACGAGCCCCCUACUACCCCUCUUAUGAUCAGCUACAGUAUCACAUUCACUGGGUCACCUCCACCAUGGCACUGAGACUGAUGAGGAGACUUAAGGUUGAGGGAAUAACAACCACAAUGAGGAAAUGGACAUUCACACCUUUCUCCUAUGGCACUCUGUCUUACAUCCGUUUCAUGCUUUCGGUUUUCCUUUGUUAAUUUCCAUCAUUAUUUUUCUGCAAUCUCUAUCUCUCCUGCUCCGACUGCUCAUGUUCUUUAGUAGUCCUAGCUGCCCAUCUCUUAGCUCUUCUCUCUCACAUCAGUACACAUGGAGUUGAACAAGCUGUGCAGAUAAAUAAAUAAAUGGAUGAAUUAAUAAGGUCUGUCUGGAUGAAUCGAUGUGGCUGUCUGUCCAGUGCCUGCCUCAAGAUUGGGCAUCCAGCUCCACUCUCCCUCUUCAUGAGGAGCCCACAUCGCCCAAGGCCAGUAACAGCACCUAUCUCAAAGAAAACAUGACCAAUGAUUGGUGGAACCAUGAUAGUUCAUUCCUUUUGAUUUUUGGGCCAUGCCUCAUAUCUUCUCUCUCCUCUGUUAUCUUCCCUUAUUUCAUCAUGCUAUGUUCCCUUGGAUAGCAGGGUUGUUGGUUAAGCCACUUUGUCUAUGUUGUCUUUGCCAUAAACCAAUAACUAAAGAAAAGAUAGAUUGAGGGAUGAUGUUGUUUUGUAGUUCUGUAGUUCUUCCUCCUAUCUCUGUUGCUCCCUUUGUUUGCUUCCUUCUUCACCACUUCAGACUAGAAGCCACUGGCCCGUUGUUUCCCCGCUCUAGUUCAUACACCACUUAUUCUCCGUUUAGUUGAGGAGGUCUGAAAAAUCCACCACAGGCACAAUGAGACAAAAUUCUAGUAAUGACAAUGGUCGAGGAAAAUGGAAUAAGCAAUAAAAAAUGAAAUCAGAUAGCUCAGCGGGCAGGUGCUGAGGCCGUCUGGGUUUGGGCUCAGGGGAGAGAGGAACCAAUUUACUGCUGUCUGAGGUUCACAAAUGUUUUCUGUCCCUAGGUGUUGUUAUAGUUUUGGAGAGACAAUAUCACACUUAGCCAUCCUUUUCCUGACUGUGUUUGAUCAGGGAGAAAGUGGGGAGAUGGGGUACUAUAGAGCCUCUGGCAACUCUGAUCAUUGAGCAUUACAUUGAGCCUAUCUCUCUCUCUCUGCCUGAUAAAUCUUUUGCUGAUGUUAAUGUUUUUUUUUCUUGCGUCACUCAUUUUCUUGUGAACUUGGAAAAUUAGCUCCCACCUGAGGGGAAGUAGGUAAAAUACUAUUGGUGAUGGUUAAAGGGGGACCUACUUUACUGUGGAAUUGUGAAUGUGUCGUUUAUUCAUCGACAUCUUUCCCUUCUUGAGGGAGAUGUUAGAUAAGACUCAUGUUCUCAUAGAUAAUACAUGAUGCUUAAAAGAGAUAAAUAUUUACUGGGCAUAUCAGUGCUACAGAUAUCUCUGCCAGCAGCAUACCACCCUGCAUCCCACUGCUGGCAUGCCUCUGAAGCUAAGCAGGGUUGGUCCUGGAUGGGAGAUCAGAUGCUGCUGGAAGAGGUGUUGAAAUGCCAGUAGGGGGUGCUCUUCCCUCUAAGGAGAUCCCAGGGCUGUGAAGGGGACAUUGCCCUGCAUAUGGUGCUGUCUUUUGGAUGGGACUUUAAAAUGUCCUGACUCUCUGUGGUCAAUAAAGAUCCCAUGACACUUAUUGUACGAGUAGGGGUGUUGACCCUGGUGUCCUGGCUAAAUUCCCAACAUCAAAUCAAAUUGUAUUUGUCACAUGUGCCGAAUAUAACCUUACAGUGAAAUGCUUACUUACAAGCCCAUAACCAGCAAUGCAGUUUUAAUAAAAAUGUGUUAAGUAAAAAAUAGAUGAGUAAAAAAUAAGAAAUAAAAGUAACAAAAAAUUAAAGAGCAGCGGUAAGAGAGGCUAUAUAUAGGGGGUACCGGUACCGAGUCAAUGUGAGGUAAUUGAGGUAAUAUGUACAUGUAGGUAGAGUUAAAGUGACUAUGCAUAGAUAAUAAACAGAGUAGCAGCAGCGUAAAAGAGGGGUCUGGGUAGCCAUUUCAUUAGCUGUUCAGGAGGCUUAUGGCUUGGUGGUAGAAGCUGUUGAGAAGCCUUUUGGACCUAGACUUGACACUCUGGUACUGCUUGCCGUGUGGUAGCAGAGAGAACAGUCUAUGACUAGGGUGGCUGGAGUUUUUGACAAUUUUAAGGGCCUUCCUCUGACACUGCCUGGUAUACACGUAGAGGUCCUGGAUGGUCAGCGCAUCCAGUUGGUCAGCGCAUGCUCGGGAGUACACGUCCUGGUAAUCCAUCUGGCCCUGCGGCCUUGUGAAUGUUGACCUGUUUAAAGGUCUUACUCACAUCGGCUACGGAGAGCCACAUUACCUGGUAAAGUAAGGGUCAAUAAAUAAAUAAUUGCAUCAUCUGCCACCAGUGUCUAAGAAUGGAUGGGACCAGGGUGAGGGGAGUAGCUGUGACUUCAUUCUGAGUGUUAAUUAAGCAGGCAAGAUGGCAUUAGUGGAGCCCAACACCCUCUCCAAUCUGGACAGUGACGUUCAUGAUGACUGUUGUUGUUUUUUAAUAGGCAGUCAUUUCUCACUGCUUGGCAAUGGAUCCUUAUGCUAGUGAUCGUCAAAGUGAGUGACAGCACCAGAGAGGAUAUGAGAGAGGCAAGCCUUGAUUUACACACUGAAACGUCCUAAGUAAAUAUGAGCAUAAGCCAUACAAGCAAACAGCAAGAGUUAUCGAGCGUGCCAACUCAGAAUUUUUUACGUUUGUACAGCUGUACACAUAUUUCCCUCCCCGGCCCAAACGCUUUUAAUAAUAUCCAAAGAUGUCUGAUUUUGCGUUCUAUUACCAUACCCAAUGGUAACAUACCCAGUUGAUAUAGUGUUUUCGUACUAAAAUAAAUCCACAGAUAAAGGGAGAGGUAUGGAGGGAGGGAAUGAGAAAGUGAGACAGUGGGGGAUUUGGGAGAGUGACCGACAUAGAUGCAGAGAGACUUAGAGAGUGAGAGAGAGAGAAAGACGGCAAUGGCUCCUAAGGCUCUCAGUAGCAUUAGUGUUGUAGUCAAGCCUCUGAGAUGUAUUUUUGUGCCUGUGGCUACGAGGCGAGUGUCUGUUCCACUGCACUAUUGCUGUGCUUUAAUGUGCCUUCACCUCAGUUUCUCUUCACAGACAGACAGCACCACUCUCCCAUACAUACUGUACAUUCCCAUCACUGUCUGUCCUCAGGUCCAUGUUACGAUCAACUGCUACCCCUCACAGACAACAUGCCUCUACGUCUACUACUACUACUGCUCAUCUUAUCCUUUUAUGUGGAAACAACAAACACUGUACCAUCAAAUACGUGCAAAGAUUGUUUUUGUUAUUGUUGGUAUGUAUACUUUAAACAAAAAAUGUAUAUACAUUUGUUUGGUUUUGUUUUCUCUUGUUGUUAUACUCCUUGAGAGCGGGCUGUGCCAUAAAGGGUUGUGUCUUCCCUGUUACAUCACAUAUCGGAUCUUAUGUAAUUCCUCUUGUAAGUGUUUAUAUGCAUUGAUUAUGGUCAAGCAUCUGUCAGUCUCUCUGUCUGUAACAGUGUAACCCUGUUGUUCUGGAGUGUUCUGUUUGUGUUGCUGGCGUUGGCACAGGUAAUAAAUAGUAACGACAGCACCUCCAUAGCUUACCUUGAUAUCCAUGUUGAUGGUCAUUUUUAGUCGGGUAUAUGAUGAUCAUCAUGUUCCACAUUAGAAUCAAACUGCUCAUUUACUCAGCCAAUGCCACCAAGCCCCUCUCAGUCGUGUGAAAUAGGAUUAGCUGUCUGAAUCACACCACUCCUGAGAGUUGUUGCACUCUGUGGAAAUGGUGUAAGACCACUUCUUGAACGUGAUCCUCAGUUGGCAAGCUGGUUAAUACGUUCAACUUGAGCAGUUGCCUGCCUCUCUGCCAGCUUUCUAAAACAGUUUUGGGCUCUGUCCAUUAAAAUCAAAAUGGUCAUCAUUUAGAAAAUGGACCCGUUAUUUAUGGCUGAGGCCAGUGAAAGACUUAGAAAUUAUACAUGUAACAUAAUAAAGCUCAUUGCACUGAAGUGCCUAUGAAUACUUCAGUUGGAGCGAGGAAUGAAGGACUCUAGGUGGUCUGAGUUGUACAUGAAACAGCCACUGGAUUAGCAGAAACAUUAAUCCUUGUUUUAAUAAUUCGUUUUUUUAGAACUUCAGAAAGUUCAGGAAUGCCAAAAUGUCCCAGCCAUCAGCGCUGUUUUAAGCCACACAGUGCACUGCUCACCCCUACCUGUGUCACCAUCCAUCCACCUCCUUGGCCAUGAGUUCAGUCUGGCCCGAUUCCUAGCUGGUGAAAUGGGUUUAAAAUCAGGUGUGAGCUCUGUGUGGUUCUUCAUUAAGAGUGAGAAAUGUACAAUGCUGUGUGAAAAAAUAACUACAUACAAUAAUAAAAAAAUCUUCAAUUAA
Molecule: messenger RNA, 6430 nt
Organism: Salvelinus fontinalis (brook trout)
Lineage: Eukaryota; Metazoa; Chordata; Actinopteri; Salmoniformes; Salmonidae
Product: GDNF family receptor alpha-4-like
Exons: 8
Coding region: 582-1976 (464 amino acids)
Biological process (GO): nervous system development
Cellular component (GO): signaling receptor complex; external side of plasma membrane
Molecular function (GO): signaling receptor activity
Source: RefSeq, a predicted model, not a curated record